This is a messenger RNA of Aspergillus fumigatus Af293, 531 nucleotides long. RefSeq lists its product as uncharacterized. The record is from RefSeq and is a predicted model, not a curated record. The transcript has 2 exons. NCBI's taxonomy places the organism in Eukaryota, Fungi, Ascomycota, Eurotiomycetes, Eurotiales, Aspergillaceae. Bases 1 to 531 code for a protein of 176 amino acids.
AUGGAUACUAUGGCCAAACGCACGAUCAAGGCGCAGCUCGUCCCAACUGCUGAUUGCCAAGCGCAUUGGAUUAUUACCUUCAGCGAGCUUGGCGAAUGUAUCAAUGCAAAUCUUUCCGGAAAUACGCUUCAUUAUACACGGCAUCACCUUUCAAGAGUCUUGGACACCAUCGAGUUUCAAAUCAGAUAUGGUUGCCCACCGAUUGAUCAACUGAAAGGAGAUAUGUGGCUUCCGGAUCAUAUUAUGCAGCGACAGGAAUUCUGCCGCUGCACGGAGUGGGUAUGGGGAGUAAUCUGGUGGUAUACUGAGCUUGGCUGUAUCGAGAAGCUCUCUACGGAUGGAAUUCCACUUGACGAAUUAUCGGAUGAGCUACUUCAGAGACAGACCAACGCUCUGAUCGCUUCUGGAUGCUUAGAGGUCGAAGCUGAUACCGCGAUGGAGCGUUCGCGUAAUGAGGAAGAUAAUGGCCAGGAGGUCAGGUCCAUCAAGGUUAUGCAUCGUCAAUUUCAACAUCAGGAAGCUGAGGAGUAG